Molecule: messenger RNA, 2400 nt
Organism: Morone saxatilis (striped sea-bass)
Lineage: Eukaryota; Metazoa; Chordata; Actinopteri; Moronidae
Gene: pigv
Product: phosphatidylinositol glycan anchor biosynthesis, class V
Exons: 3
Coding region: 297-1820 (507 amino acids)
Biological process (GO): GPI anchor biosynthetic process
Cellular component (GO): mannosyltransferase complex; endoplasmic reticulum membrane
Molecular function (GO): alpha-1,6-mannosyltransferase activity; GPI mannosyltransferase activity
Source: RefSeq, a predicted model, not a curated record
UGCCUUUGGAAAGGCUGCCGCAGGAGGAGGAUGAGAGGAGGACAAAGAUUGCACCUGAGCGGAAACAAACGCUGCUAGAAGACGGCUGGCUAUCUCCCACUAACCUGUUUACCCUCUGCUAAACCUAUCAACCCAAUGAAAACCCGCAGCUCACAAGCCCUCCUUCGCCGAACACUUUUUUCCUAGCCAGCUAUGUUUGGUAGAGAAAAUGACGGAUCCAGCGGUGACUGUGUGGUAGCAGCGACAAUGCUCGGGCCUGUCAUCACCGGCUUGUUCACAUUUUGUCCGUCGCAUCAAUGACCAUGGAUGUCAGAGCAGUGCUGGAGUUUGCCACAGUUACCAGGGCUCUGUCGCUGUUCCUGCAGGCUGUCUUGAAUGCUGCCAUCCCUGACCACGAUGCUGAUGCGUUCAGGCCACCCCGGACAGAGGAGCCUCUGUACUUGGACUCUGCAGUGGAGUGGUUGUUCGGUGGCCUCUCCCACUGGGAUGCCGAGCAUUUCCUCUUUAUCGCUGAGAGAGGAUACCUGUACGAGCACAAUUUUGCUUUCUUCCCCCUCUUCCCUGUGGUCCUCCGAGGCCUGGCAGAGACGCUGCUGUGGCCCCUGAGCAGCUGGCUGAGCGUGAGGGGGCGUUUGCUGGUAGCUGUGGCUCUGGGGAACAGUGCCCUCUUCCUGCUGAGUGUGGUCGCUUUGCAUGCGCUCAGCAGAAUAGUGCUUCAGGACAGACGUCUCGCUCUGCUCUCCAGCCUGCUCUACUGCAUCACACCUGCCAAUGUUUUCAUGACCGCUGGAUACUCCGAGAGCCUGUUUGCUGCGCUCACAUUUGGUGGUCUGUUCCUCCUGGAGAAAGGAUUCACGCUCCGGGCCUGCCUGGCCCUCAGUAUAGCCACUGCAGCACGAUCCAAUGGACUUGUUAACAUUGGGUUCCUGCUGUAUCUUCCAUCACUGCACGCUAUCUCUCAAAUACGGGUUUAUCGAACGACCACAAAAGGCCACUUUAAAGUCUUCCACUAUGUUUGGGUCAUCAUCCGCCUCCUGCUCACUUCCCUCCUGGGAACUGCAAUCAUUGCCCUUCCCUUCUGUGCUUUCCAGUACUAUGGUUACAGGACGUUCUGCACGCCGUCCGUCUCCUUGGAACGGAUCCCCCCUGCUCUUUUGUCGCUGGCUGAGCGGAAGGGCUACCGGGUUCCAGAUGAAAAUGGUCCACCGCCGCUCUGGUGCAUGAGACCCCUCCCCUUGCUUUACUCUCAUAUCCAGGAUGUGUAUUGGGAUGUGGGAUUCCUCCGCUACUUUGAGCUGAAGCAGAUACCGAACUUUAUUCUGGCUCUACCUAUGGCUACACUCGGGAUAAUGGCAGCUUAUGCAUAUUUUCAAGCUAACCCAGAACUGUGUCUGAGACUUGGACUUUGGGAGACAGGUGCAAAUAAAGGGCUGGACAAACCCAUACCAGGACUGUUCAACCCCAGAGUGUUUGUGUAUGUUGUACAUUCAACAGUACUUCUGGUGUUUGGGACAUUAUGCAUGCACGUGCAGGUUCUGACCAGAUUCAUGGCUUCCUCGUCUCCUGUGCCCUUCUGGAUAAGUGCUCAUCUGCUCCUCCUCAAUGAACCACUUCUCCAUCGAAGGACAACAUCAAACCCGAGCAUACAGCUACAGACACAUUCCAGAAAUGGAUGCAAGCACACACCUCAAAAUCCCAUCAUUGCUCUGCUGCCGUACUUUACAACCUGUUCUCCUACCACACAGAGCAUCUUGGGAUACUUCCUCUCUUACUGGGUGCUGGGCCUCGCACUGCAUUGUAACUCUUUGCCAUGGACAUGACUUAAAACGUUACUCUGAGCUUUAAAUGCAAUAUUUCUAUGUAGGACGGGGCUAUAUACCGUAUUUUAAAUGAUAUGAAUCCGCACAUAGGUGUUUUUACAGUUCAUCAAUAGUCAAUUUUCAUUAUUCCAGUAAUUGUUAAAUUGUAAACUUGAAUGCAACAUUUUGUCCACGUCACAUUUAUUAAAAAAAAAAGAUAAUAUGAUUAUGUCGCCCAGUCUUACAUAGAAAUUAUUGACAUGAUUACAUUUUUGAUGCCAAUUUAUUCAUGCAAUAGUCAGCAAAUUUGAUUUGUACAUCUCCUUUAAAUGUGUUUGCAGCCAUUUUAGAACAACCUCAUAUGUAGAAUAUACCUGAAACUUUAUUCAACACUGUUUAGUUGUAAAUCUUGGGAAAGACUAUGGUGGUACUUGAAAAACUAUAUUUUUAUUUCUUGCCGAAGCAUUACAUUUUAUUUACUCUGUUUAAUAUUGCGCUGCAUGUUUGGAAGACUUCAAGUCAUAGUUUGAAUGAAAAAAAUAAAGAUUUUGUUGCUGUAAAAGGACCCUCAAUUUAGUUUUCUUGAGGCAUUAAUGUAAAA